Messenger RNA from Daphnia pulicaria, 4436 nucleotides. RefSeq names its product MDS1 and EVI1 complex locus protein EVI1-A-like. The coding region runs from base 1103 to 3814 and encodes 903 amino acids. The record is from RefSeq and is a predicted model, not a curated record. Gene Ontology annotation, molecular function: DNA-binding transcription factor activity, RNA polymerase II-specific; RNA polymerase II cis-regulatory region sequence-specific DNA binding. Gene Ontology annotation, biological process: regulation of transcription by RNA polymerase II. Gene Ontology annotation, cellular component: nucleus. NCBI's taxonomy places the organism in Eukaryota, Metazoa, Arthropoda, Branchiopoda, Diplostraca, Daphniidae. The transcript has 8 exons.
CUGGGUGAGUUACUACACAAAAGUGUCCAACAAGAAACGUCUCCUUAAAUCUAAAAUCAAUACACGCAAAUCAAUUAAAAUUUAGCGAAAUAACCAACUGACAAAAUGAUCAAUUCCGAGUGUUCCGCACAGUGUCUUCAUAGUGAUUUACCAGUGCUUUUAAUCACGUCUGCCUCGUGCAUCUUGUGUUGGCCUCAACGAAAUUUUAAGUGACAUUUAAGUACAUUGCAAUCUUGGGUUGGCUGGACUUGUCUGUCGAGAAAUGUAUCGAGUCAAAAGUGCACACGAACAGCUGAUAUACAAUUCAAUUGCGUUAAAAUGGAAUUUAACGAGCCAAUUAGACGUGGCACUGUGGCAGCAGCAGCUUCUUGCUUUCCGCCCAAAUCUCGGCGUGAGUCUCUUGCCACCAAGAUUUAAUGAGAUCAUCCACGAAUUGGGUGGCGGGCGCUCGUGAAGAAGAUGAUGAGGAGGAGAAUUGAAAAGGGGAGACGGACGACGAUGAGAAAAGGGGUGGGCGUCUCUCAUCAUCCGUCGAGAGUCCGGCCCCAUUGGUCGCCGUCCGUGGCCGAGAGGUGGAGCUUCAAUCACAGUCGUCCAAUGAUAGUGGCGAUAUCUGCGCGGUGUCGUCCCUUGGGCCCCAUCUAUCCUCUCUCGUCUCUGCCCGGCCCGGCCGCCAGAAGAAGAAGAAGAAGAAGAGCCUCCUCCGUUCACUUUUUGGGUGUGUGAACUCGUCUGCGACCAUCUUCGCAGUGACACUUUGGCCAGCUGGUCGCAUCUCUACUCGGCUCUUGACUUUCUCCGUUUCAAAAAUCCUCUACGCACAUCGUCUCGUAUCGUCUCGUCGACAGGGAAGACAAUUUUCAUUCGUGUGAUUUCAUCCGUCAGAGAACUUUUGGGUUCAUUAUUCCGGAGGACGAAUCGCUCUAGGACGUCGGCGAACCAAAACUUUUUUCUUCAGUGGUGAUUUUUGAAUAACCGACCGACAGUCGAGUGUUGCUCAACUCGUUUAACGGCUCGUCUGGCAGUAGUACUACUACCAACACUUUGUUAUCUUUGACCCCUAUCCAUUGACACAUAUCAUCAUUUGGUUAUUUUGGCCUCUAUGGAGAGCUCUGCCGAUCGAUCAACCGACAGCGACUCCGGUUCCGAGCGCUACUUUAACCACAGCGCUGGAGGAGGAGUUGGCGGAGGUGGCGGGAGCGGAGGAUCUGGUGUCAUCAACAACAGCCACAACGGAAACGGGCGACUUACCGAUUGCGACGACAUCGACCUUCCCGUUCGUUGCGAGGUCUGCGAUAAACCAUUCCACGACGUCGACCAGGUUGAUUCGCAUCUGGUGAGCGUUCACCAGUUUCCUCUGGGUCGCUAUCCGUGCACAUUCUGCUCACGAGCUUUCAGCUGCCGACCACUCCUCUCUCGCCACGCUGUCGUCCAGCACGGUCUAGGCCGGCGUUACCCAUGCGAGCACUGCGCCAAGGUCUUCUCCGAUCCGUCGAACUUGCAGCGCCACAUCCGGUCAUCUCACGUCGGCGCUCGCGCUCACGCUUGUCCCGAGUGCGGCAAAACCUUUGCCACGUCGUCUGGACUCAAACAACAUACCCACAUUCAUUCCUCGGUCAAACCGUUUCAAUGCGAGGUCUGUCUGAAAGCCUACACCCAAUUUUCUAACUUGUGUCGCCACAAGCGCAUGCACGCCGACUGCCGCUUGCAGAUCCGCUGUCAACGCUGCGGCCAGCCGUUCAGCACCGUCACUUCGCUGGCCAAGCAUCGGCGAUUUUGCGACACGGCAACAGUUGCGGCGGCCGCCUCUUCUUCUGCCGGCCCGAUGAGCCACGCUUCUUACAGCGCCAUCCACAACAACAACAACAAUCACACCAACAACAAUAGUAAUAGCAGUAGCAACGGAAGCGGCAUGGUGCCUCCGCCGCCUCCGCCGCCACUUCCUUUGCAACCGAGUCAUCAGUCGGCAUCACUCGCCCAGCAGCCGAUGAACCUGAUGCACUUGUACAGACCGACGCCAUCCAUGGGUCUGCCGCAGUUCAAUUCGUCGCUGCUGUCGACCUACGCCGCCGGAUUGAGCCAUCACUUCUCUCCGGUGGCGGCGGCGGCGGCGGCUGCGGCCGUAGCCGCUGCCAACGAAUCUUAUCCGUCUGUGAUGGCGGGCUGCCUGACUCCGGCCGCAACUUCCACACCCCGGCAUCGCCAACCGUCUGAGCAGGAUGGCUCGGACGAAUCAGACAUUGACGUGACAGACGACCGCAGUUCGGUGGCUUCAUCCAGCUUUGCGUCGGAGCUGGGACGCCGCAAACGCUUCCGAUCGUCAGGUGAUGAAGGCGGAGAAGGAAAUGAAACUGAUACGGAUCGACACUCGAGGCGGAGCGACAGCAGUUGCAGCAGCAAUCUCGGAAGCUGCCACAGCGACAGGGAAGUGGCUAGCGACCAGAAAAGAAUGAAGGAAUCUGGCGAACAGCCGCUGGAUCUCUCGAAAUCGACCAAGGAAAACGAACGUGAUACUCCCAAAAGCAGCGAUCAGCGUUCCUUGCUAGUGGAUGAAGAUGCUGAAAAUGAGGGCGAAAACGAUGUAUUGCCAUCUCGCCCAGUUUCGACAAUCAAACCGGCUCCGUGUAGCAGCAACAGCAGCGCUGAAGAGAUCAAAACCGAGGUGGCACCGCCACAAAUCGAAGCUUACCCUCCUCCUCCACCGCCAUCUCUGCUCGCUUCCAUCGGUAAUAGCCUGAACCAGCAGCAAUCAGCCGUCGCAUCACACGGCGGAUUGGCUUAUCCACGCCCGAUACAUCCGGCCUUAAUGCUUGAAGCAAUGAACUUUCACCACCGGAUGAUGCCUGACGGACGUCCUUCUUACGCAUCGUUUCUAUCAGGCCACCAUCACCAUUUGUUACCGACGAGGUGUCCUCCGAUUUUUACGCCUUUGCUCAAUGGUCUUGGUGCUCUGUCGGCUUUAAACGGUUCCCUACGAAACAAUUUGGAUCUGAUCCGGCGCUCUGGUGGGCAUCAACAUCCGGUCAACCCGCACCUCUCCGUACCGAAACCCUACCACCACCACGACCAUCAUCAUCACCAGCACUCUGAUCAUCUGGCGGCGAUGAACGGCAGUGGAACGUCGCCAGGUUCCAGUUCCAAUCCGUCGGUCAUCGGUGGAGCAGGUUCUGUGAUCAACAAAUCGCGCGACCGCUACUCGUGCAAGUUCUGCGGCAAGGUCUUCCCCCGCUCGGCCAACUUGACCCGCCACCUGCGGACUCACACGGGCGAACAGCCUUACAAAUGCAAAUACUGCGAUCGCUCCUUCUCCAUCUCGUCCAACCUGCAGAGACACGUUCGCAAUAUUCACAACAAGGAGAAACCGUUCAGGUGCCCGCUGUGCGAGCGCUGUUUUGGCCAGCAGACCAACCUGGACCGGCACUUGAAGAAACACGAAAUGGAUGGCAGCGCAGGCGGGGUUGAUGGUGGAGCUAACUGCAGCAGUGUCCUGUCCGUCAGUCCGGAAGUAACGGUGAGCAGCCCGGAAGGUUUGGCCACCGCAGCCGAUCUGAUGGUGAUGCAACAGGUGCAUGCAGCGGAUACUCACCUGGGAAGCUCUGGUUCGGUGAGACCAGAGACGGCCGUCACUUCGUCUUACUUUGCUGAUAUCCGGAAAUUCAUGGGUCAGGUGACGGCUGAUAGUCUUUUGGCGGCCCAGUUUCAACAUCAGCACCAUCAACAUCCACGAUCAGACGAUGAAUUCAGUAGCCAGGAUUCCACCGGCGAUCGCAACCGUUCUACCAAUGGCCAAGUCCGGCUCGAAAUUGCGAGUUAAAAACAACAAUCAAUCAAACGAAUAUAAAAAAAUAUAAAAAUAAUUAUUACCCGGCAUCAGAAUUUCCCGUAUUGUUGAAUUAUUUCAAAUGUCCGUGAGAUCUCAUUCCAUUGUUUCCGUUGUCACUUUGCAAGCGUAGUGGUCCUGAUGAUGUCAAGAUAAACGGACGAGCAGAAAUGUUUGUAUUUGUAGCUCUGUGCUCUGCUUCAUUCCUCCCCUGUAUACCACUCCCAGUACUACUUUAGUUCUUGUGUCCAUAGUUUCAUACUGGUACUUUUUUGCUGCCAUUUUACAUAUUUUAUUUCGUGUCGGCCUCCCUGAAAAAAAAAAACAACCUUUAAUUAAACAUCUUGUCUAACACUGUUUUGAUCAGCCCUCUCGAUAUCGUAAAUUUUCCUUAAAUAAAUGACCGCAUACUGCACUUCUCGUUAACGUCUAACAGGAUUGAUUCAGCAAAAUUUUGCUAGUGUUCAUUGAUUCCCUUUAAUGAUUUAUCCUAGCAUCAUGAUUUAUAUUUCGUAUAGUCUCAUUGUGUCUACCUCGCUACAACUUUUUUUGUAAAUAAUUUAGACUUCUUCAUAUGUAUGUUGCAGUUCAAUUAAUAUAGUACACAUUUCGAAAG